Molecule: messenger RNA, 320 nt
Organism: Arvicola amphibius (Eurasian water vole)
Lineage: Eukaryota; Metazoa; Chordata; Mammalia; Rodentia; Cricetidae
Product: cytochrome c oxidase subunit NDUFA4-like
Exons: 1
Coding region: 1-249 (82 amino acids)
Source: RefSeq, a predicted model, not a curated record
AUGCUCCGUCAGAUCAUCGGGCAAGCCAAGAAGCAUCCCAGCUUGAUUCCUCUCUUCAUAUUUAUUGGAGCAGGAGGUAUUGGAGCAGCACCGUAUGUGAUGCGCCUGGCAUUGUUCAAUCCAGAUGUCAGCUGGGACAGGAAAAAUAACCCAGAGCCUUGGAACAAACUGGGUCCCAAUGAACAAUAUAAGUUCUACUCAGUGAAUGUGGACUACAGCAAACUGAAGAAAGAAGGCCCUGACUUCUAAACCAUGAAGCUCACCAUAAAGCUGCUUAUAAUGAAGAUCUUUCAGAAGCAUCCGCACAAUUUUCCACUUGA